Penaeus vannamei (Pacific white shrimp) is the source of this 1584-nucleotide messenger RNA. The record is from RefSeq and is a predicted model, not a curated record. NCBI's taxonomy places the organism in Eukaryota, Metazoa, Arthropoda, Malacostraca, Decapoda, Penaeidae.
AUGGCCUCACACCAUCUGGCUCAUCUCUGGCCUCAUCAAACACCACAUCGCAACAUCAACACCAUCUGGCCUCAUCAACACCCACCUCAUCAACACCAACUGGUCUCAUCAACACCAACUGGCAUAGCAUCAACACCACUUGGUCUCAUCAACAACCAACGGCCUGGCCCAUCAAACACCACCUGGCCUCAUCAACACCACCUGGCCUCAUCAACACCACCUGGCCUCAUCAACACCACCUGGCCUCAUCAACACCACCUGGCCUCAUCAACACCACCUGGCCUCAUCAACACCACCUGGCAACAACCCUGGCCUCAUCAACACACUGGCCUCAUCAACACCACCUGGCCUUAUCAACACACUCAUGGCCUCAUCAACCCACCUGGACAUCAACACCACCUGGCUCAUCAACACCACCUGGUCCAUCAACACCAACUGGCCACAUCAACACCCACCUGGCUCAUCAACACCACCUGGCCGAAUCAACACCACCUGGCCGAAUCAACAUCACCUGGCCGAAUCAAACCACCUGGCCGAAUCAACAUCAACUGGCCUCAUCAACACCACCUGGCCUCAUCAACACCAUCUGGUCUCCAACACAUCUGGCCUCAUCACAUCAACACCACUAGCAUCAACACCACCUGGUCUCAUCAAAACCACCUAGCCUCAUCAACACCACCUGGCCUUAUCAACACCACCUUGCCUCAUCAACACCAUCUGGUCUCAUCAACACCACUUGGCCUCAUCAGCACCUGGCCACAUCAACGCCACCUGGCCUCAUCAACGCCACCUGUCUCAUCAACACCAACUGGCCAUCAACACCACCUGGCCAUCAACACCACCUGGCCUCAUCAACACCACCUGUUCUCAUCAACGCCACCUGCCCUCAUUAACACCACCUGCCCUUAUCCACACCAACUGGCCUCAUCAACACCACCUAGCCACAUCAACACCACCUGGUCUCAUCAACACCACCCAACACCACUGCCCUCAUUAACACCACCUGGCCUCAUCACACCAAACUGGCCUCAUCAACACCACCUGGCCUCAACACCACCUGGCCUCAUCAACACCACCUGGCCUAUCAACACUGGCCUCAUCCGGCCUCACAAACACCAUCCGGGCCUCAUCAACACCACCUGGUCUCAUCAACACCACCUGGUCUCAUCCACCUGGCCUCAUCAACAACUGGCCUCAUCAACACCACCUGGCCUCAUCAACACCACCUGGCCUCAUCAACACCACCUGGCCUCACCAACACCAUCCGGCCUCACAAACACCAUCCGACCUCAUCAACACCACCUGGUCUCAUCAACACCACCUGGCCUCAACACCACCUGGCGAAUCAACACCACCUGGCCGAAUCAACACCACCUGGCCGAAUCAACACCACCUGGCCGAAUCAACACCACCUGGCCGAAUCACACCAAUCACACCACCUGGCCGAAUCAACACCACCUGGCCGAAUCAACACCACCUGGCCGAAUCAACACCACCUGGCCGAAUCAACACCACUGGCCGAAUCAACACCACCUGGCCGAAUCAACACCCCUGGCCGAAUCACUACCAUCUAAUCUCACCUGA